This is a messenger RNA of Plasmopara halstedii, 1662 nucleotides long. RefSeq names its product sorting nexin 1. Bases 1 to 1662 code for a protein of 553 amino acids. The transcript has 14 exons. Gene Ontology annotation, molecular function: phosphatidylinositol binding. The record is from RefSeq and is a predicted model, not a curated record. Lineage: Eukaryota; Oomycota; Peronosporomycetes; Peronosporales; Peronosporaceae.
AUGGGUCGCUCUUCGACAAGCAGUAGCAGCGGCGAAUUUGACAUUGCGUUUGUCAAUGGACCCAUUAAAUUUCGAAGUGAAGAAGGCGUUCUUUAUUCCAGACUUUUUCAUAUUGUGGACACGAAUGCAGAUGGUUAUAUUGGAGGCGCGGAAGGUGCUGCAUUCAUUCGACGUGCGAAAUUGAUGAAUGAUGCCAACCGAGAGAUUUGGCGACUGUCGAGUGGAGGAAAGUCGCAAGAAAAGUUAAAUAAGGAUUGCUGGUUUGUGGCAAUGAAACUCGUGGCGCUGGUUCAAAGUACCGGCAAGUGCCAGAUGCAAAGUCUCUACUCGGGAGAUGCUCUGCCGCUGGCCGACUUUCAACUUGAGCAACCGGUUGACAAUGUGCUGCCGGAAGAGACAGCACUUAACAUUAAGCGAUGUUUUGAGGUGACUGUGAGCACGCCAGUCAUUGUUGGAUCAGGGUAUUCUCGUUAUACGCAGUAUGUAAUAUCGACAAAGACUAACUGCUUAAACUUUCCGUGCUCUUCUGCGCAAGUCAAGCGAAGGUUUAGUGACUUUGAAUGGCUCCAGCAGCGAUUGCAAAUGCACUUUCGAGGUACUAUCAUACCUCCCCUCCCAGAAAAACGAUGGACUGGGAACAUGGACGCAACAUUUGUCGAAGAACGUCGGCAAGCCUUAGAGCACUUUAUCAAUGAAGUUUGCAGCCAUGAAAAGCUGUCUCAGACUCUGGAGUUGCAAAUUAUGCUUACUGCUAGUACAGAGGGUCUUAUCGCGGGGAAGGACCUUUUAAAAGUGGCAUCAAUUGCUGCCGCGUAUGUACCAACGCCUGAUUCGGUGAGCUCGCUAUGGAGCUCUUUAAAGGACGGCGCUUUCUUGUCGUCGAGGGUUCAGCAAGUCGAAAUUAAAACUGACGAUGACUAUGCAAGAAUUGGCUUGCACAUAGACGAAUACGAGAAACGAAUACGAGAAGUGACGCGCUGCUCAGACGUUGUUUAUGCUGCACAGCGCAGUGAAGGAUACGAAAUGUCACGCUUUGGCAGUUAUUUGUCGGCCUUGUCGGAGCACGAGAAAAGAGAUCAUGACAUGAAGCAACUUGCUGAGGUCGCUGGCGACCACUUUGAGACAGUUUCUAACAUAUAUCAGGACCAGCUGGACAAGCUGUUGUCCAUGUACGUAUCAGUCAUCAGGUAUCAGGCAGGCAAAGUUGAUGCUGUUAAGACUGUUAUGCACAAUCGGGAGUCCGCAAUAUGUGAAGUCCAGCAAGCAAAUGCUAGUAUGCAGCGCAAUAAAGAACGAUUUGCGGCCGCACGGGCAAGUAGCGGAGCAGCGGCAUCCGCUAUGCGAGCAGAGCAAAAAAUGGCUUCGGCGGAAGAUCGCAUGAAUGUAGCAAAGGAACAAGUCCAGUUCAUCGCUACUAGUUUGAAGGUAGAAACCAAGAGAAUGGACACAGGAAAGACUGCGAAGCUUAAAACGGCUUUACUCUCGAUGGCGAAUCUGGAGCUAGAUUAUCACGUUCAGUCUCGAGCAGCGUGGGAAGGAUUGCAGUCAUAUCUGGAGCUGAGUGAUGAAGAGUUGGCUGAAAGCCGACGCAGAGCCCAAUCCCCGAUUACUUGUAGAAAACCGGGUGUUAACGCUUUAGAUCAAAUGAUUGGCUUGCUGUGA